Messenger RNA from Alternaria atra, 1779 nucleotides. RefSeq lists its product as uncharacterized. The transcript has 5 exons. Gene Ontology annotation, molecular function: metal ion transmembrane transporter activity. Gene Ontology annotation, cellular component: membrane. The record is from RefSeq and is a predicted model, not a curated record. The coding region runs from base 1 to 1779 and encodes 592 amino acids. Gene Ontology annotation, biological process: metal ion transport; transmembrane transport. NCBI's taxonomy places the organism in Eukaryota, Fungi, Ascomycota, Dothideomycetes, Pleosporales, Pleosporaceae.
AUGGCCACGCAAGACCCCAAUGCUCAACCCAUAACUUUCGCGAAGCCGUCCGCGUUCUCGAAGCUGAAUCCAUUCAGCAAGAAGGCAAAGCCGCUCAAUGACAAGACGCCCCUAGUCACCAGCACCGAAACUCAGGUACUCGCGGAGGAAAGGAAGAAGCUAUUGAUCAUGAAGUACCGCAACAUGACUGAAGAGGAAGUAGACGCGUACUUGAUGGAGAAGGCCAACGGGGAUGGCCCGUAUCGCGAGUACAUCGAAGCGCUGAGCGGCUCCAAUCCUGGCCUAAAGAAAGCUGAUCCGAACAACUUGGAUGGUCCGCUGAUGAACGGCAAGGCGCUUGUCGUGCUCUUAGAUGCACCCAAUACUGGAGUACCUGGUUUCCAAACGACCGAAUUUAAGAGUGAAAAAGACCUUCGCAAACACUUUCAAACUACGACGCAUAACCACAACCGCCGACGUAUCUACGUUAUGGAAGGUUUGGCUCCUGAUUACAUCGCGACCGUUGGCGGUCACUUCUUCAUGGACCCUACAUUCUUUCAGCGCCAGGAGAGAACAUGCGUCUGGAGUAACGAUUUUACACCAGUAAGCGAUGCGUUGCCCCAACCUAGUUUGCUAGACCCAAAUCAGGCUUUCCAUCUCCAGUAUUGCGAGUUGAGGCAAUUUAACAAGGCGCUUGAGAAUCGAUAUUUCUUCUGUGAGCGAACAAGACGGCACGUUGGCAUGACAGCGUCGCGUCAGAAGGAGGAAAGCACGGUAGGGAUACUGCGACGUAAAAUUGGAUGGUGGUCUCGCAAGACUGAAAACGGAGGCUGGGAUGUUGUGAUAUUGUGUGAUCCUCAGCUGUUCCAUCUCUCUCCUGCGCCUAAAGAAGUUGUUCAUGGCGAUGGCACACUUCGACCCAUCGACAAUGUUCGCGAAGAACUUCGAAACGCACCAUUUCAGGAAGGCUAUGUAGAUUUUAUACCUCCUGUACCUUUUGACCAGAUUCAUGGUAAGAAAAAGCAUCCGCAUACGUCGAUGCUGCGCGACAUCCUCCACUAUUACCAGCAACACUCCGAUUUGUUCUCUCAAGACGAGUGGGCUGCGCCCGACACAUCAGCAAUCUUUCUUAAAAAGAUUGUCGCUGCGCACUAUCUCCAGCUUGUUGACUACAUCAAGGCAAUGCUACCUUCAUUGGAGCUUCGACUCACCACUGCAUGGGUCGAAGAACAGGGUCAAUGGAAGAGCUUACAGACCAUCUCACGUCGAUGCGGCAAUUACCGCGAUGAUAUCGAAGAUGCUUUACUGAGUCUCGGCUACGCACUAGACGGCCAGGUGAACAGCUCCGCUAGUUUGCGUGCGUUUACAUGGAAAGACUGCGAGAAAGACUUCCAAUAUGUCUACUUUCGGCUCAAGAUCCUGAAAGAGCGUGCAGAUAAUCUUAUGCAAGCCAUGACUGGACUGGCAUCGAUUGCUGGUAAUCGUCAGAAUCUAGAGGAGGCCAAACGAGUCAAACGACUCAACCUCCUUGCCCUGUUGUUCAUUCCAUUAGCAUACACGAGCAGCUUGUUCAGUAUGCAAGACAAUUACGCACCGAACCGAAGUGACUUCUGGGUCUAUUGGGUCAGCGCUAUAGGGGUUGUCGCAUUCACGGCUGCCAUCACGUGGGUCUUGGACAAUGCUCUGAAUGACGAGGCGCAAUGGACCUGGAAACCGAUCAGCUCUCUCAAGUUCUGGGACAAUGGACAACCCAUACCGGGAAAAGUGAAGAGGAAAACAACCAACCUCUAUCAACUAUGA